GAAAAGGGAGUGAUUCUACAUUCUACAUGAAAAAAUAAGUCGGAAACAUAGAAUACAAAUUCGUUAUGUGAAUUUUUAUUUUCAAGAAAAUCGUCUUUGAAUUUUCCCCGGAUACUGGUGCACUUGAACUAUAUGUAUAAAUUACAUAAUAAUUUACUGCUCAUCUACAUUUCGUGAAAUAGGAGAAAGGAGAAGAAUUCGUGGAUAAUAUGUAGAAUAGGUUGUCGGUUUAGCUGUUCUUUGGAUGUUAUUAAGAUGAAAUUGGGAUGCUGUACGACUGGCGCCGGUUGCGAGGAAAUUUGGAAAGGGACAGGAACAGCACGCACGACGUAGGAGUAAGAUGUACGGUGUCUAGCAAUGGACUCGAAACGUCGCGAAAUCGGCGCUAGAGGAUGCAUUAGGAUGCAUUUCUGCGAACUUUAGUAGCCAUGAAAUGUUGCUUAGUAUUAUAAUUCUAACAGGUUGUAGAUGUAAUCGAUAACUACAGUAAUUGUAAAAGAAUAAUAAUAAACAAAAUUUUAUGGCUACUAAUAUUCAUAUAGGUGUAUCGCAGUGGUCAUGGUUAAUCAGGUUAAUGAAUACAGAGGUACAGAAUUCAUUUCUGUUCAUUAAAAAUUCCAAUCCGAAGCGUACGAUCGACAUUUAAAGUUUCUAUUUACUGAUUAUUGAAGCGGAAACUGUGAGUGGAUAGUCAAAAUGUGUGUUGAGUCUAUCGCUAGGCAGCAGUAACGGUGGGUGGAGUGGGAUCGUGGUGUCCGUACGGCAAGAGCGGGGUGUGUAGGGGACUCGCGAAGCAACGCAGGGUGGGUGGGAUGAGAGAGCGGAUUUCUACAACGGUGUCGGGCUUCCACCGAUCUCUCGCGGGUACCCCGACCCGUGGUGAACCACCUGGUGCCUCCUCGGGUCAGCGAAGACCUGGUGCUCGGACAGCUCCGUCGCCUCGGUUCCCACAAUCGACGAUCCGUCGGGAAUAAAUUCGACAACGAAUACUGACCUCGCGAACGGUGGCUGUCCAGGGUGCAACCGUUGAAGAGGAUCCACAGGCGAGUCGAGGAACCGUCGACCAUAGGGAGGAUAUGUCUGCAGUCGAGAGCGCUUUGGACGUCCUCUCCAGGGCAGCGACGAUGGUGCGAGAGGAGAGACCGAAGGCGUCGAAUCUCCACCGGAAGCCAAGCAGCGCGUGGCGCAAAGAACGCAGGAGGGACCCGAUUCAGAGCGAGGCGCUCGACAUGUCCGCAGCUAGGGUUCAUCAUCAUCAUCACAGCAGGCCCAGCGUGAUCGUGCCCACUACGCCACAAGCUGGUACGACAAUCGAAGACACUGCAGUGACACCUACAGCAACCCUGACACCAUCUGCGGCAGCAGGAGGUCAAAGGACUGGACUCAGAACUGUGGGCGGCGUAAGCGAUCCUGCAAUAGAUGAACACUUUAAACGAUCGUUGGGGCUAGAAGAGUAUGCAGCUGUCUUCAAUGCGACCACCACCGACAAAGAGGCUGGUCUCAGUGUGGACGACCACUUCGCAAAGGCGCUGGGUGAAACCUGGACGAGGCUGCAGGCAACUAGUCGAAGCAAAGAUUCCAUUUAACUGCAGGACAGUUAUCGCACAGUUAUCUGCUGUUAUCUUCGAGGCGCGGUCAAUGUCGUUCCAGUACUCGCCGAUUAAUAGUGUUAAAUUGUCGUCGUUGACAAGAGGAACUCGACCGAUCCGACAAAUGGCUCUACAUUGUUACCUCGUGUCGAGAGAGCGCGUCUGUGAACUAUGCUCACGGUACAUCCAAUUUUCGUUCCCCGAAUUUCAUGGCGAAAGGAAAACCGUACCCAAGUGUCCUUGACCGCCGAAAAUCGUUUGGUAUCGACAUUUACCCCUUUCGACCCGCCUGUUUUCUAUUUCAAUUCUAUUUGUUUCUCUUUACACAUUAACUCUUAACUUCUUUUCGAAAUUGCAAAGUAUUUCUAAAUAGGCCGGUAGAUAAAGUGUUAACAGCAUUAAGAGCUCUCGAGCAAAUUAGUGCACUGGAUCCCUUAAUUCCCGAGCAAGUACUCACCGUGUCCAUACGCUAAGACGAUCCUGUCACCAGGGUCGAAAGGGUUAACGAAUCCGCAAACGGAGACGAGAACAUUGAGAGGCGCGGACGAGUUUGACGAUAUUGUAUAUAUAGAUACGCGUAUUCUUUUAUUAUGCCAUCAUCGCAGUCAUAAUCGCAGCCCGCACGUAGGGGGCGUGAAUUUAUUUAUUAUGAUGUUCCAUACUGCCUCGCUAAAUAGUUAUAGUGGAUCCGUUUACACUGCUACAUAUGUCCUCGAUGCGAUCGACAGCCUUGAUCGCGUGUACGAUAACGAACCGCAAAACCAGCAAGAAUAUCGAGAUGAUCGAUCAGGCGUUGCACAACGUCUGCUGUCGCCGGUGUAAACGGACGGAUGUGUAUGUAAUAAUUAUUUGCAUAAAUGUUAACUUGAUGGGUGUGUGUGUGUGUGUGUAAGUACAUGUAUCAUAUAUACAUAUAUGUAUAUGUACGUAUGUAUGUUGUAAUUAUAUAAAUUCGAGUCUUUACAAACAAAGUAGAGAAUAAGCGCGAAACCGUAUAACAGAAUCGAUCAUCGCACAAUAAAACUUGUAAUACGUGUAUUCGUCGAGUGACGGAAUUAUACGUAAACAUUGUACUAAAGACAAAGAAGAGGAUACAUAAAAUGACUGGUAACAUUUUAAUACCAAA
Messenger RNA from Hylaeus volcanicus, 2715 nucleotides. RefSeq names its product transcription cofactor vestigial-like protein 4 (gene Tgi). The record is from RefSeq and is a predicted model, not a curated record. NCBI's taxonomy places the organism in Eukaryota, Metazoa, Arthropoda, Insecta, Hymenoptera, Colletidae. Gene Ontology annotation, molecular function: transcription coactivator binding. Bases 1077 to 1586 code for a protein of 169 amino acids. Gene Ontology annotation, biological process: negative regulation of DNA-templated transcription. The transcript has 5 exons.